Messenger RNA from Triticum aestivum (bread wheat), 1263 nucleotides. Its product is annotated as peroxidase 70. Gene Ontology annotation, molecular function: heme binding; peroxidase activity. The record is from RefSeq and is a predicted model, not a curated record. Gene Ontology annotation, biological process: response to oxidative stress; hydrogen peroxide catabolic process. Lineage: Eukaryota; Viridiplantae; Streptophyta; Magnoliopsida; Poales; Poaceae. The transcript has 3 exons. The coding region runs from base 45 to 1001 and encodes 318 amino acids.
CACUGAGUUUAGCUAGAUCAAUUUGUGAGCUUAGCAUAUCUGCGAUGGCUUCCAGGACAUGGCAUUUCUUGCUCGCCCUCUUCCUCCUGUCCUCCGCUGCGUAUGGGCAGCUCUCGCCGUCCUUCUACGCCACGAGCUGCCCCCUGCUGGAGCUCACCGUGCGCGCCACCAUGAUCGCUGCGCUCCUCGCCGAGCGCCGAAUGGGCGCCUCCCUCCUCAGGCUCCACUUCCAUGACUGCUUUGUUCAAGGCUGUGACGGAUCCAUUCUUCUGGAUGACGUGGGCAGCUUCGUCGGCGAGAAGACGGCCUUCCCGAACGUGAACUCCGUGCGCGGCUACGAGGUGAUCGACCGGAUCAAGGCCAACGUGGAGCUGCUCUGCCCCGGCGUCGUCUCCUGUGCCGACAUCGUCGCCCUCGCAGCACGCGACGGCACGUUUCUGCUAGGCGGGCCGAGCUGGGCGGUGCCGCUGGGCCGGCGGGACUCGACGACGGCGAGCCUGGCGGAGGCGAACGCCGACCUCCCGGGGCCGACGCUGAACCUCGACCAGCUCAUCCGCGCGUUCGACAAGAAGCAGCUGACCCCGCGGGACCUGACGGCGCUGUCGGGCGCGCACACCAUCGGCUUCUCGCAGUGCCAGUUCUUCCGCGGCCACAUCUACAACGACACCAACAUCGACCCGGCGUUCGCGGCGCUGCGCCGGCAGGCAUGCCCCGCCGCGGCCCCCGCCGGCGACUCCAACCUGGCGCCCUUCGACGCGCAGACCCAGCUCGUCUUCGACAACGCCUACUACCGCAACCUAGUCGCCCAACGCGGCCUGCUGCACUCGGAUCAGGAGCUCUUCAACGGCGCCUCCCAGGAUGCGCUGGUGCGCCAGUACGGCUCCAACCCGGCGCUCUUCGCCGCCGACUUCGUGGCCGCCAUGAUCAAGAUGGGCAACAUCGCCCCCCUCACCGGGUCCAGCGGCCAGAUCAGGCGCAACUGCAGGGUCGUCAACAGCUAGCUGAUUGGUCGUCUAAAUGAUCAAUUGAUCAUGCUACGUGAUGAUGGAGAUGUCUCAAGUUUGGUUGGCUACGAAGGUAACCAACCAGCAUGCAUGCAUGGCAGAAUAAGAGCCGUUUGGUUCAGGUUUAGAUGAUUGUUGCCUUUGUCCGUGCUUCAUCAUGUAAGUUGCCGGUCUCUGCAGUACUACUAUCAUGGAAAUCAAGCAACUCUCGAAUGUGUAUUUGCCACAAAACUGACAGAAAAGAAGAAUACUGGUCAUA